AAGGAGUCGUGAGCAGGAAGGGUGAAACGAAACCAGAGACCAGAGACCGAGCUCGGGGGCCGGAGCUGGUAGUUCAAAGCACGACGCAGCCGCUCAAUAACGGAACCGCGGUAACGUUCAUUCUCAGGACAGAGCGCGUCUGGAGAAGAAGGGAAUAUAAAUAAGAAUUGAAGAGCAAGGGGAGACUCAGUCAAGCAACCUUUGCUGAUUUGAAUUCUUCUAGGAUUUGAAGACAUAUACACAGUCGCAAUGGAAUAAAAAAAAAUGCACUUAUGAAAGACGAAGGCUACACCGAAUUUCACCGCGGUUUCUCAAUUGCCUGAGGAAAUAUACAGAAUAGCCUCCAUCAUUGAAAAUGCGUCACAUGUCAGGAUGAUCUUCGUUGGACACAGACUGCUGGUGGAAAUUAUGUCAUAUAAAAUGAAGGCAAAUUCCGCGCGCAACUGACGUCUAGGGUGACAUUAUAUCAGAGCAGGUGCAGUGUGUGUCCCUUCGACAUUUACCGUUAUACGCGUGUUCUGAAGAUUUAACUGUGAACGUGGUGUGGGCCUGCCAGGCUGAUCACAGAGAAGAGAAGCGGGAACAUCUUGAUUGAUAUCAACCUGAGAAAUAAAACAUACUGGGAAAAUGUCAUCUGCAAUUGAAAGGAAGACGAUGGAGGCUAACGAGGAGCCGGUGGACGAGGUGUUACAGAUGGCCCCGUCCCUCCUGAACUGUGGGGGUUGCCAGCAGAGCAUCGGGGACAGGUUCUUCCUGAAAGCCAUAGAGAAGUACUGGCAUGAGGACUGUCUGAGCUGUGACCUGUGUGGCUGCAGACUGGGAGAGGUGGGACGAAGACUCUACUACAAACUGGGACGUAAGCUCUGUCGCAGAGACUACCUCAGGCUGUUUGGACAGGACGGGCUGUGCGCUAGCUGUGAGAGGAGAAUCAGAGCGUUUGAGAUGACCAUGCGUGUGAGGGACAAGGUCUACCACCUGGAGUGUUUUAAAUGCGCGGCCUGCCAGAAACACUUCUGUGUCGGGGACCGUUACUUGCUCAUCAACUCAGACAUUGUGUGUGAGCAGGACAUCUUUGAGUGGACCAAACUCAACAACAACAUGGUUUAGCAGAUUCAUGAACAUUCUAGACCAUUCUACAACACUUUAGAACACCUCAAAAACAUGGUGUAGAACACUGUAGAACAUUCUACAACACUCCAGAGCACCUCAAAAACAUGGUGUAGAAAACUCUAGAAUAUUGUAGAACACAACGAUGAGAUGGUUUUGAUUGUGAUUCUCUCUAUUUGGGGAUCAACAGCAUGAUAAAAUAUCUCCAGAUGUACAGCAAGAUAAUAGAUCUCCAUUUUGGGAUCAACAGCAUGAUAAAAUAUCUCCAGAUGUACAGCAAGAUAAUAGAUCUCAAACUUUCGGACAAAGGUCGCCACAUACAGGCUCUCUUGUACCUCUCAAAUCUGUUAGAUGUUUGAAGAGAGUUGUUUCACCAUUGAUCUGUACUGGAGGCUAAAUGAAGGCUCGAUCCACCAGCGAAUGGAGAACUGGUUCAUUAUCUUGGGUUCCACCCUUUCAAUGCAAAAAAAAAGGAAAAUGUAAUAAUGCAAUAAUCUAUGUGCUCAUUGCAGAAAUGUCAAUAUUUCUUGCAUCAUACAGUGUAAUAGAGAUUUGCUCAUUGAGCUAAAUGAUGAGCGAUGUCACUGGAAUUUGUUGUAGUCCAACACUGUUAUUUCACCUCUAGAGAAAUAUGUAUUAUGACAUUUGUUAUGAAUAUAUAUAAAGUGUUAUGUCCAAAAAGGUCUGGUCCAUUCCGAAGUAAAACAUUCAUGAAGUAAAGGUCUGGUCCAUUCCGGAGUAAAACAUUCAUAAAGUAAAGGUCUGGUCCAUUCCGAAGUAAAACAUUCAUAAUGUAAAGGUCUGGUCCAUUCCGGAGUAAAACAUUCAUAAUGUAAAGGUCUGGUCCAUUCCGGAGUAAAACAUUCAUAAAGUAAAGGUCUGGUCCAUUCCGGAGUAAAACAUUCAUAAAGUAAAGGUCUGGUCCAUUCCGGAGUAAAACAUUCAUAAAAAGGUCUGGUCCAUUCCGGAGUAAAACAUUCAUGAAGUAAAGGUCUGGUCCAUUCCGGAGUAAAACAUCCAUAAAGUAAAGGUCUGGUCCAUUCCGGAGUAAAACAUUCAUAAAGUAAAGGUCUGGUCCAUUCCGGAGUAAAACAUUCAUAAAGUAAAGGUCUGGUCCAUUCCGCAGUAAAACAUUCAUAAAGUAAAGGUCUGGUCCAUUCCGCAGUAAAACAUUCAUAAAGUAAAGGUCUGGUCCAUUCCGGAGUAAAACAUUCAUGAAGUAAAGGUCUGUUUUGGGAGUCCGCAUGCGCCCCCUAGUGGCCAAGUUCAAAAGACAAGUUUCCAAUGUUUAUUUGUUUUGUUCUUGUAACUUUUCUUUUGUUUCAAUAUGGCUCAAAAACUUUGGGAUAUUUGUUAUAUAUAUAUAUAUAUAUCUGUUUAAUUAAACCCUUAUUAAAAUAUGUUACAUUUAGUAGA
Oncorhynchus nerka (sockeye salmon) is the source of this 2523-nucleotide messenger RNA. RefSeq names its product LIM domain only 2 (rhombotin-like 1) (gene lmo2). Gene Ontology annotation, biological process: positive regulation of transcription by RNA polymerase II. The transcript has 3 exons. The record is from RefSeq and is a predicted model, not a curated record. Gene Ontology annotation, cellular component: nucleus. Lineage: Eukaryota; Metazoa; Chordata; Actinopteri; Salmoniformes; Salmonidae. Gene Ontology annotation, molecular function: transcription coactivator activity; DNA-binding transcription factor binding. Bases 628 to 1107 code for a protein of 159 amino acids.